AUGGAGCAUGGCGACCAUGUUUUGAAUCUGUCCGACGUGGUACACGAUGAUACUAUAGGCGACGACGGAGAUACAGACUUGAACUCCCGUCACCACCGCGGACGUUCCGCAGAGUUCGACCCAACCUCUUCCAUGCUAGCUCCCUUGCAUGACAGCUAUCCAAUCUCCGAACAAUCCUCCCACCAUAUCUCACCCGCCGACACGUAUUCAGUUGAGAUGCUCGAACGUGAGAUCGCAAGCCUUCUCAACCAGAAUGCUUCAGCUGCGUCUGCAGCUCUUCUUAGUGCUGCUGCCCAACAACGCCAAGCUAACAUGGAACUCGGAAGAGGAAGCAACGGGUGCAUGGUCGACCAAUCGGAGAACCAUAAUGUGGCUGGAAUUGGUAUUGGCCUUAGCGGGUUGGCUGCUGUGCUUCAGGCAGUUCAGGCACAGGCCGUCAGUGAACGUGGAAGCGAGCAGCAAAGCAUUGCGGAGAAAGAACAAAGGACGACUAGGACGGCCCCAGCAUUCCAUUCUCUCACUGCUGGACAAACCCAAGAAGUUGAUCGGAGAAAGAGAAGACGGGGUGAAGGGAAAGGCGGCUCAGAGGGUUCGGAUUACCUUUUCUCAGAUGGCGAGGACUCUAGUGAUAGGGGCAAUCUCGCUGAAGCCCAAGGCAGACAUACGCCCCUGCCACACCGUCAAACCGAGCAUCCAACAGUUGGGUCAUCUAUGGAGGAACUACCGCCUGUCACGGGUGAAUUUUCCGAUAUCAGUGACAUUCUAAAUCACUUCACCUCCCAAUUUGAGCCAGAGCGAGUACAUGGUACAAGUAACGGCCUGUCGACGCCAGAUGCAUCCCCCGUCAUCUCACAUUCCCGCAUUGUAGAAUCGCAACUACAGGCACCAUCGCCCCUACCUAUUUUAGCCCCUUCAAAUCGCCUUGGUGCACCCCAGCCUGUAGCCUCUACAUCUUACACUCCUCAAGUGAGUGACAUGACGAACAAGAAAGUCAAGAAGACCAAGGACAGAGAAAAGGGUCCUCUUCUCCAUACUUGCGAACAAGAGCAGUGUCAGAAGUCUUUUACUCGUCGAAGCGACCUAGCUCGCCAUAUGCGCAUCCAUACAGGCGAAAGACCAUUUUUAUGCUCACACAAUGGUUGUGGCAAGACCUUCAUUCAGCGGUCAGCCUUGCAUGUUCAUUCACGUGUACACACGGGAGAGAAGCCUCACUGCUGCGAAUAUCCAGGUUGUGGCAAGACAUUUGGUGACUCAAGUAGUCUUGCACGACAUCGACGAACACAUACAGGGAAACGACCGUACAAGUGCGAGGAUCCAUCUUGCGAGAAGACUUUCACCCGCAGAACAACUCUGACAACGCAUAUGCGAACACAUGACCCCACCUGGGAGCCGGAUCCUACCGUGAAAUACAAUUUCAAAGGAAAAAAACGUAAAAUCGGAGAGGACGAGGAUGAGGAUUUGGCGGAAUCUGUGAGAACAAUAUCUGCCCUUUUCCAAGUAGGUGGACCGGGGGUCCUACCGCCACGCGAUUCACACUCGGAGGAAACUCUGGAGGUACGCGUCGCUAGUAUUAGUGCAGAGAUCGCAGCAGCCAUUGCCCAAGCCCAAUCUCGAGUGUACGAAGAUGAGGAUGACGGAGAAGAGGAAGAAGAUGGAGGCGAGGAAUCGGGAUCAGGUCAGGAAAUGGGGGGUCACGAAAUGAUCGGACCCAACACCAGCGGGAUUCGCGGUCUUGAUGUGGGAGAGAAGGACGGUCAGGUUUUGACUCUAGGUGACGAAGACGACGAUAGUGAUGCAUUUCCGAUGCCUUUGCGAGUGCGCAAGCCCCGAGAACCAACAGUUGGGAUGAAGAGGAAACGGUAG
Molecule: messenger RNA, 1863 nt
Organism: Laccaria bicolor S238N-H82
Lineage: Eukaryota; Fungi; Basidiomycota; Agaricomycetes; Agaricales; Hydnangiaceae
Exons: 3
Coding region: 1-1863 (620 amino acids)
Biological process (GO): regulation of transcription by RNA polymerase II
Cellular component (GO): transcription regulator complex; PcG protein complex
Molecular function (GO): RNA polymerase II cis-regulatory region sequence-specific DNA binding; DNA-binding transcription factor activity, RNA polymerase II-specific
Source: RefSeq, a predicted model, not a curated record